AUGCCCACAAACGCUACAAUGGGAAAGUCAAAGGAGCUCAGCAUGGAUCUGAAAAAGGGAAUCGUUGACUUGAACACGUCAGGAAAGUCACUUGGAGUAAUUUCAAAGCAGCUGCAGGUCCCAAGAGCAACAUUGCAAAAAAUUGUUUGUAAGUAUAAAGUGCAUGGCACUGUUUUGUCACUGCCACCAUCAGGAAGAAAAUGCAAGCUAUCACCUGCUGCUGAGAGAAAAUUGGUCAGAAGGGUGAAGAGUCAACCGAGAACCACCAAAAAGCAGAUCUGCCAAGAAUUAGAAGCUGUGGGAACACAGGUGUCAGUGUCCACAGUCAAGCGUGUUUUGCAUAUCCAUGGACUGAGAAGCUGCCGUGCAAGAAGGACGCCCUUGCUCCAAAAGCAGCACCUUAAGGCUCGACCGAAGUUUGCUGCUGAUCACAUGGACAAAGAUAAGACCUUCUGGAGGAGAGGUCAAUAUGUUUGGAGGAGGAAAGGUGAGGCCUUUAACCCCAAGAACACCAUGCCUACCGUCAAGCACGGUGGUGGUAGUAUUAUGCUGUGGGGCUGUUUUGCUGCCAAUGGAACUGGUGCUUUACAGAGAGUAAAUGGGAUAAUAAAGAAGGAGGAUUACCUUCAAAAUUUUCAAGAUAACCUAAAAUCAUCAGCCCGAAGGUUGGGUCCUGGCCGCAGUUGGAUGUUCCAACAGGACAAUGACCCCAAACACACAUCAAAAGUGGUAAUGGAAUAG
Messenger RNA from Xyrichtys novacula (pearly razorfish), 741 nucleotides. Lineage: Eukaryota; Metazoa; Chordata; Actinopteri; Labriformes; Labridae. The record is from the annotation of a GenBank genome assembly.